This is a messenger RNA of Lactuca virosa, 4818 nucleotides long. NCBI's taxonomy places the organism in Eukaryota, Viridiplantae, Streptophyta, Magnoliopsida, Asterales, Asteraceae. The record is from the annotation of a GenBank genome assembly.
AUGGAGUUUGUAUCCGCAAUCAUUGGUCCUAUUGUUGAAUCUUUAAUUGCUCCUGUCAAGAAACAACUGGGAUAUCUCUUUUCCUCCACAAAGCAUGUUAGGAACAUGAAUGCUAAAAUAAAGCUACUGGAUGAUACAAGCCGUGAUGUCAAAAAUCACAUGGAAACAAACAAUAGAAGUAAUCUGGAGAUACCUGCUCAUGUAUCGGGGUGGUUGGAAAAAGUCGAAAAGACUAAAGAAAAAGCUCAAAGGCUAAACAGUCCAAGUACUGGGAAUGGAUGUUUUAACAUGAAAAUGAGGUAUCGAGCAGGAAGGAAUGCAUUCAAGAUCACGGAGGAGAUGGAAAGUCUUAUUGAUGAAAAUAUUAAGAUAAUGUGGGCAAAUGCUCAAAAACCUCUUGGGAAAGUGAAGUCUAAUAACGCAUCCACUUCUACGCCAUCAGUUGGUGAUGCCCAAAAUCACUUUAAAUCGAGAGAGAAGUCUUUUAAGGAUGCACUUGAGUUCCUUCAACAAGAUCACAUGAGCAAAGUGAUAGCCCUUUGUGGAAUGGGUGGUGUGGGGAAAACCACUAUGAUGGAACAACUGAAAAAGACUGUAGAAGAUAAGAAAAUGUUUGACUGGAUUGUGAAGGUGGUGAUUGGGCAAAAGACUAACAUGCUUUCUAUUCAGCAAGCUGUAGCAGAAUACAUGGGCCUAUCUCUAACUGAAACGAGUGUAGCAGCAAGGGCAGAUCGUCUUCGUAUCACAUUUGGGAAAAUGUCAGAAAGAAAAGAAAAGAUUUUAGUGAUAUUAGAUGAUGUAUGGGAGAUGAUUGAACUCAAAGAUAUUGGACUGAGUCCUUUGCCUAACGGCUUCAAGCUGUUGCUAACAUCACGAUAUGAAAAUAUUUGCAAACAAAUUGGAGUAGAAGUUGAUCCAGAUUUGAAAAUCGUUAAAGUGGAUGUGGUGGAGGAGCCCGAAGCACAGAAUUUCUUUUGGCAAAUUACAGGUGCUUUAAAACAACAUGAUAAUGAGCUGAAUAAAAUAGGAACAAAGAUUGUGAGAAGAUGUGGGUUUUUGCCCCUUGCCAUUAAUCUCAUUGCCAGUCGUCUUAAGUUUGAAGAAAAGGGUGCAUGGAGAGAUACACUUCGCCGUUUGGAGAAUAAAAAUCUUGAUUAUGUGCAAGAAAGUAUCAAGAUAAGCUAUGACUAUAUAAAAGAAGAGGAGGAAAAAGCGAAUUUUCUUCUGUGUGGCUUGUUUCCCGAUGACUUUAAUAUUCCAAUCGAGGAACUCACAAGAUAUGCAUGGGGCUUACGGUUGUUAAAUGGAGUUUCUACUUUGGGAGAGGCUAGAGAUGGGACAGAGACGCAUGUACACAGUCUCAAAAAAGCAAAUUUGUUGAUGGAUGGCGAUUACAUUGGGUGUGUCAAAAUGCAUGAUCUUGUGCUCGAUUUUGUUUUAGGUAGAGUUUCUAAGUGUGACCAUCCUUGGGUAAUUAAUCAUGGUGAUAAUUCAAAGUGGAGUAGUGAUGGAAUGAGUGAAAUUUGUAACAGAAUUUCUAUUACUUGCAUGGGCAUGUUUGAGUUUCCUAGAGACUUUAAAUACCCAAACCUUUCACUUUUGAGACUUAUGGAUGGAGAUAAGUCGCUUAAGUUUCCUGAAGCACAACUGUCAGAGCACCUUUCUGCAUUAGAAGUUGAGUUCUUUGAUAACAGUGGUAAGCCCGUGAAUGUGUUGUUUAUGGAACUUAAAAGGUUCAAGAUCUCCAUGGGACGUGCUUUAGGAGAUUAUACGGGCUUCAAGAAGCACUCAUUUGAAAACACAUUGAUGUUGGUCACUAGCAAAGAUGAGCUGUUGGAAUCUAGAAUGAAUGAGUUGUUUGAGGAAACUGAGGUGCUUUAUUUAGAGGUGGAUGGCAUGAAGGAUCUUGAAGAAGUUUUAGUGGAACCCAAAUGUGUGCCUCAACAUUUUUUUAAUAAUUUAAGAGUCCUUGAUGUUUUCAAGUGUGCAAACUUGAAAUGCCUCUUCACAGUUCCUAUGGUAAGUGGUUUGAUGAAGCUUGAGCGUCUCACAAUUUCUGAGUGCCCUGUUCUGGAUGUACUGGCAUAUAGUGAGAAUGGUGUAAUUAAGUUUCAGGAGCUAAAGUUUCUAAAAUUGGAUAGGCUACCAAAGUUGGUUAGUCUUUGCAAUACUGUUAAUGUAAUUGAGCUACCAGAGCUGGUGGAGUUGAUACUAGAUGGCCUUCCUAAUUUCACUAGCAUUUAUCCUGGGACUACAUCUUCUAUAUCCAGUAACGUUUCUGAAAAUCAACCAUUCUUUAACAAAGAGAUGUUGAUUCCUAAGUUAGAGAUAUUGAAAAUUUUUAGUAUGGAUAAGCUGAAAGAGAUAUGGCCUUAUCAAUUUAGUAGUAGUGACAAAGUUAAUGCCUGCAUGUUGAGAGAGAUUAAAGUGGCGAAUUGUGAUAAUCUUGUGAAUCUGUUUCCAACCAAUCCCAUGUCUUUAUUGGGUCGUCUGGAAGAGCUUGGUGUUUUAGGAUGUGGAAGCAUUGAAGUGUUAUUUAACAUCGACAUGAGUUGUGUUGGUGAAAUUGAAGAAUACAGUAGCAACUUGAGACAAAUUGACGUAUAUGGUUUGGGGAAGCUAAGAGAGUUGUGGAGGAUCAAAGGUGAAAGUAGCUCUGAUAUCCUCAUCCGUACCUUUCAAUCUGUUGAAUGGAUACAAAUAAAAUGGUGUGAGAGGUUUGUAAAUGUAUUCACACCGACUCUCACCAAUUAUGAUGUGAGAACACUUAUGAAUGUGAGUAUAGAUGGUAGGAGACCUUGUGAAGAAAUAAAGACAAACAUUGAAUCGCUUCACAAAAGCCAAGAGAUUAAUGUCAUAUCCUCAAUUCAUCCCAAACCUUUUCUUAAUUUCCUUCAAGUAACUGACUGUAAAGAUGUUGAAGUGGUGUUUGAGAUAGAGAGUUCCAGCAGCAACACAGAUUUCACAACAACUCCACAUAAAUAUAAUCAUCAACCACCACUACUACUACUACUUCCCUACCUCAAGGAAUUGAGGUUAUUUGAUAUGGAGAGGAUGAGUGAUGUGUGGAAGUGCAAUUGGAAGAAACUUAGUAUCGAUGAUCAGUUCAAGUGUUCUCAAGUCGGUGUUGCUUCUUGGUUCUUAAGCCAAUACUCCAAAGAGAUUAUUAUACGUGAUUGUCAUGCCUUGUCAAGAGUGUUUCCAUCUUAUGUAGUGGAUCUAUUUGAAAGUGAAAGAGUCAACAAUGAUGGAGUUGAUAGUACUACUAAUGUUGGUGAUGGAAGUGAUGAUACUUGUAGUACUGCAAUCACCAUCCCAAGGUCCGCAAAUAUGACUUUGCUUCAAUUGGCCAACCUAACGAUGUUGACAAUCAAAAAGUGUGAAGUUUUGGAAUAUAUAUUCACAAGUUCCACACUUGAAAGCCUCAAGCAUCUCAAAGAAUUGACUGUAGAAGAAUGCAAGGCAAUGAAAGUGAUUCUGAAGGAAGAUGGAGAGCACAGAGAAACAUCUAAAUCUAUAAUAGUGUUCCCACGUCUCAAGUCUCUUACACUGGGUGGCUUACCAAAUAUCAAGGGUUUCUUCUUGGGGAUGAAUGAGUUCAGAUGGCCAGUAUUGGAAAAGGUUAAGAUUUAUGGCUGCCUACAAAUGAUGACUUUCACAUCUGGUCACUCCAAGGCUCCGAAGCUCAACUACAUACAUACAAUAUUAGGCAAACAUAGUCUUGAAUGUAGCCUCAACUUCCAUUUGACCAAUGUUACACAUGAGCAUACUCAACUCCCUAUGUGCUCUACUCCAGAUAUGAUAAAGCUACUUCAAUUCCCUUGGUCUUUUUCAAAUUUAAUUGAAGUAGAUGCACAUGAGUAUGGUGACAAAUUGUUGAAAAGCAGCAUAAUUUUUCCAUGCAAGGAGUUGCUUAAUCUGAAGAAUCUUGAAAAGGUUUAUAUUAUCAAACCCAAGUAUGUUGAAUCCACAAUAGAGGAGGUAUUUGAAGUAGUAGAUGAGACAAACAAGUAUGUGGUAGUUCCAAAGCUAAAGGAGGUGGCUCUGAAUGGACUAGAGAAACUAAAACAUAUGUGGAAGAGCAAUCGGUGGAUAGUGUUGAACUUUCCAAACCUUACAAAGGUGUCAAUUAAUAACUGUCCACUUCUUGGACACGUGUUCAGUGGUUGCAUGGUUGGUAGUCUAUUGAAGCUCCAAGUGCUAAAAAUAAGUGACUGUGAGAGUAUGGAUGUGAUUGUGAAGCAAGUUGAAGAUUCCGAAACUAGACCGAUUACUGAGGUUGUGUUCCCUUGUCUAAAAUCCAUAACACUUGAAAAGCUUCCAAAUCUCAAGGGAUUUUGCUUAGGAAAGGGAGAUUUUCUAUGGCCAUCAUUAGAUGCUUUGGAAAUCAAAAAUUGUCCAGAAAUAGCGGUUUUCACAAAUGGACAAUCAACUACUCCGGAUCUGAAGUUAAUAGAUACAACUUUCGGACUGUGUCAUGUAAUGGAAGACCCAAACACUUUUAUAAAGACCAAACAACAAGAGGGAUGGCAGUUUUAGAGAAACAACAAAUUCACACAUGCAGUUUGAUGCAUUUUGAAGUUAGCUAUAAAGUAUAAACCAUAGGUAAGAUUACAUUGUACACUUUUUUUCUUUUGUCCUUCUCAUGUACAUGUUUUUCUACCUUAAUUGUCUGAUUGAAUUGACUUGUUGUCAUAGUUGCUUGCUUACUCUUUCAAUCUUGGUUAUUGAACUUCUAGUUUCAAGUAAUCUCAUGUACGAUGUGUCUACUUCUUGUAUUUGAUUAAGCUGUGACCAACUUGGCAAUAAAUACGCAAG